AUGCUGUCUCUGAGCGAGGCGGCCGCCUCGGGCGCGCCCGCGCAGCCGUCCCUCGACCUGCCGCCCGACGACAAGGUGGUGGCCUCGCUGGAUGUCGUGGUCUGCAGCGCAACGGACGCGCUGGGCGGCAGGGUCGUCCUGCUGCAGCAGCCGCUGCGCGGCGCGUGGCGCCCCUACGACCUCCCGCGCGCCGCCGCCGCGCGAAUGCGCCCCAAAGCGCGCCGCAUGGAGUUUGAGCUGCCGCUCCAGACGGCCGGCCCGAACUACAACAAAUCAUACGGCGACGAGCGGCCAGAGGGCAAGCCCAAGCGCGGCGGCGGCAGCCGGUCAAAAGUCAAGGCGGAGGAUGGCGGCGAGGAAGCCGACGGGAAGCCGGGCGGCCGCAAGGGCGACGCGGCGGGGCCGAUGGAGCGGCUGCUGCUGCGGUCGCAGCCGGUGGAGGAGGGCGGCGGCGAUUACGCUAUCGGCGUCGUGCGCGGCGGGCGGCUGCUGCUCGUGCCUGUUGACUAUGCGCUACAGCUGCGCCCCCACCUGGCGCACCUCAGCAUUCCCUCAGCGGAAGGCAAGGCCGGCGGCGGCGGCGGUGGCGGCGGCGGCGGGAAGGGGCGCGGCGGCGGCGCGGCGGGGGACUCGGAUCAUGGAGGGGACGAGGAUGAGGAGGGCGGCGGGCUGGUCGAGAUCGAGGUUCAGGUGAAGCGCAGGGAGACCGAGCGGCAGCAGGCGGCGCGCCUGAAGUCGUACAGCCACUUGCAGGCGGAGGAGGAGGCGGAGGAGUGGCGGCGGCUGCAGGUGACGGAGGCGGGCGGCGCGCGGCUGUGGGCGACGAUCGAGCCGCAGAGGGGGGCAGAGGCGGCCGCGGCGCCGCUGGCGGCGCUGUCUCGGGAAGAUUAUUUGGAGCUUGUCACGCCGGGCGCAGGCGGGCCCGGCGCG
Monoraphidium neglectum is the source of this 930-nucleotide messenger RNA. RefSeq lists its product as hypothetical. The annotation marks the transcript as partial. NCBI's taxonomy places the organism in Eukaryota, Viridiplantae, Chlorophyta, Chlorophyceae, Sphaeropleales, Selenastraceae. Gene Ontology annotation, cellular component: nucleus; RNA polymerase III complex. The record is from RefSeq and is a predicted model, not a curated record. The transcript is spliced from 2 exons. Gene Ontology annotation, biological process: DNA-templated transcription.